Molecule: messenger RNA, 576 nt
Organism: Boleophthalmus pectinirostris (great blue-spotted mudskipper)
Lineage: Eukaryota; Metazoa; Chordata; Actinopteri; Gobiiformes; Gobiidae
Gene: hypk
Product: huntingtin interacting protein K
Exons: 4
Coding region: 27-401 (124 amino acids)
Biological process (GO): protein stabilization; negative regulation of apoptotic process
Source: RefSeq, a predicted model, not a curated record
CUCCCUUCUUUUCCGGUGUUAACAUCAUGGCGGCGGAGGGGGACGUGGAGCUGGAGCUGGAGGCGGAGGAGAACUGCGCUCUGUCCGGGAACAAAGCGCAGGAGAAGCCGCGGAAACACGACAGCGGCGCCGCGGACCUGGAGCGGGUCACGGACUACGCGGAGGAGAAAGAAAUCAGCAGCGAAGAUCUGCAGACGGCGAUGUCUGUGAUCGGAGACAGAAGAUCCAGAGAACAGAAAGCCAAACAAGAACGAGAAAAGGAGCUUGCAAAAGUCACGAUCAGGAAAGAAGACGUGGAGCUCAUAAUGUGUGAGCUGGAGAUCAGUCGUGCGUUGGCGGAGCGUUCUCUGAGGGAGCACCUGGGCAGUGUGGUCGAGGCUCUGGUGGCGCUCACAAACUGAACACACAACCUGAACACACACACACAACCCGAACACACACACAACCUGAACACACACACACAACCCGAACACACACAGCCUGAAUACACACACAACCUGAAUACACACACAGCCUGAACACACUUUGACAUCUGUCUUUCUGCUCUUUUUCUAAUAAAGUGUCAAACAAAUGUGA